Molecule: messenger RNA, 1082 nt
Organism: Nicotiana attenuata
Lineage: Eukaryota; Viridiplantae; Streptophyta; Magnoliopsida; Solanales; Solanaceae
Product: transcription factor bHLH139-like
Exons: 5
Coding region: 1-996 (331 amino acids)
Biological process (GO): regulation of transcription by RNA polymerase II
Cellular component (GO): nucleus
Molecular function (GO): protein dimerization activity; RNA polymerase II cis-regulatory region sequence-specific DNA binding; DNA-binding transcription factor activity, RNA polymerase II-specific
Source: RefSeq, a predicted model, not a curated record
AUGGAGCCUGUGGCGUCAAUAUCAGGGGAAUGGAGCUCCUUCAGCGGAAUGUGUUUAACUGACGAGGCUGAUUUUAUGGCACAGUUACUUGGUAACUGUUCACUUCCAAACGAACUACCAUGUAGUUCUAACUUUGGAGUCUCCUCCGCAUAUUGGACUGGUCAUGAAUCAAACAUGAACAUGGGAGGAGCAAGAGAAGUUUCUGUGUAUUCUUCAAAUAAAACUAACAAUAGUAUGUACAUUGAUGGUAGUAGCUUUCUUUUUUCGCCUUCGAGUCAUGAAAAUUACUAUUCAAGUCAUUACCGGCCUAUCUUGAUGAGAAAUGAUAGUUCAAUAACAGUGGAACAUGGUCUGGUGGAUACUAAUAAUCCAAUUGAAGCGGAUGACUUCCUUAACCAAGAUGUGAGCAAUGACAGCAUGGAGUUUGAUGAAAACAUGCCUGAAGCUGCUCUUGAUGGAAAAGGCUUGCAGCUAGGAAGAACAGAUUAUGAACAAUUUUCGGAAGACAAAAUGGAUAGUCCAUCAGAAAGCUCUAAGAAAAGAUCACGGCUGCAUGGGCUUGAGCAUGUCCCGAAGAACAAGAGAAGCGCAAAGCUGGAGAAGGAUCUAAAGAGUGGUGAGAUGGAUGGGAAAAAUAAGGUUGUGCUUCAGAGGCAGAACUCUACGAUCAGUUGCUGCUCAGAAGAUGAAUCUAAUGUUUCUCACGUGUUAACCCGGAAAACCAGAGCCAACAGGGGUUCAGCAACUGACCCCCAGAGCUUGUAUGCAAGGAAAAGAAGAGAGAGAAUUAAUGAGAGAUUGAGGACCUUGCAGACUCUCAUCCCUAAUGGAACGAAGGUUGAUAUUAGCACCAUGCUUGAAGAGGCUGUCCUGUAUGUCAAAUUUUUGCAACUCCAAAUCAAGCUUUUGAGCUCUGAUGAUCUAUGGAUGUAUUCUCCCAUUGCAUACAACGGAAUGGACAUUGGGCUCGAUUUGAGGAUUGAUAUCCCAAAAUGAUAAAGUUGAAAGAUCAAGACAUGGCAGUGCUAGCUGGAUUUCUGCCUUAGUAAAUGGAGAGCAUUAUCAUACAGAGAAACGUUGCA